AGAAUUGUGAAGAGUAAGGGGAAUUUAACAGUAAAGAGUGGACCCGAUAAAAACAAGAUAAACAUUUUCCUAUAUGAAUAGCGAAUAAAAGGAUUAAAUAUCUUCUUAAUCAACUUUGAAAUAGGCAAAUUAAAUUAUUUUUGAUAUUUAAGGCAAGGCAAAGCAUACAGAACAAGCACGAAACCUCUUAAGUAAAGUGUCGACGUCAACUCCAUUUUAAGCAAACCGGCAGUUUCUGUUAUUUGUGGAAUUAACUGAAAUUGAGCAAAAUUAAAGAAUACAGAAGAUCGGUAAAAUCAAAAAAUGCUGUUAUUUAGAGAUUUUUUCGCAUGGACGAUUAUUAUGCCGUUCGCGUGGGCUUUUUAUUCAAGCAACGAUGCCAUCACAGACUUGAAUCCUACCAAUUUCGAUAGGUUAGUUACACAAGAUGAAGCUAUAUGGGUGGUAGAGUUUUACGCGCCUUGGUGUGGCCAUUGUCAAAGCUUAGUGCCCGAAUAUAAAAAAGUAGCCAAAGCACUCAAAGGCAUAAUCAAGGUAGGUUCCGUCAAUGCCGAUGAGCAUAAAUCUUUAGGAAGUCAAUACGGUGUUAAGGGCUUUCCCACCAUAAAAAUAUUCGGUAGCAAUAAACGCUCCCCAAUAGAUUUCAAUGGUCAACGUACUGCUAAAGCAAUUGCAGAUGCGGCUUUAGCAGAGGCUAAAAAGAAAAUUCAGUCUGUUCUUGGUGGUGGCACCAGCAGCGGCGAUUCUUCCAGUAGUGACGAUGUUAUCGAGCUUACGGAUGAAAAUUUCGAUAAAUUGGUCUUGCAGUCAGAAGACGACUGGAUGGUCGAAUUCUUUGCGCCAUGGUGUGGACACUGUAAGAACUUAGCCCCUGAAUGGGCUAAAGCAGCCAAAGAACUUAAAGGGAAAGUAAAACUGGGUGCUUUGGACGCCACCGUUCAUCAAGGUAAAGCUUCUGAAUAUGAAGUCAGAGGCUAUCCCACUAUAAAAUACUUCCCGGCUGGCAAAAAACGUAGUAGCAGCGCUCAAAAUUAUGAUGGUGGUCGCGUUGCCUCGGAUAUUGUGACUUGGGCUUUGGAUAAACAUGUUGCCAAUGCUGCUCCCCCAGAGCUGAUAGAAGUUAUUGAUCAAUCUUCCUUUGAUGGUGCCUGUGAAGGCAAACCUCUCUGCGUUAUAUCUGUGCUGCCACACAUUCUAGACUGCGACGCAAAGUGCCGUAAUAAGUUUUUGCAAACUUUACGAGAUUUGGGGGAAAAUUACAAACAGAAGAUGUGGGGUUGGGCAUGGUCAGAAGCUGUUGCACAACAAGACCUUGAAACGUCUUUGGAGAUAGGCGGUUUCGGCUAUCCUGCAAUGGCUGUUGUUAAUUUAAAAAAGAUGAAAUUUUCCGUUUUGAAGGGAUCAUUCUCUAAAGAGGGAAUUAAUGAGUUCUUGCGGGAUAUUUCUUAUGGCCGCGGUCAAACUGCUCCAAUACGCGGAGCGAAGAAACCAACAAUUAACACUGUAACACCAUGGGACGGUAAAGACGGACAAUUGCUAACUGAGGAAGACAUUGAUUUGUCCGACGUUGAUUUGGACGAUAUCACUAAGGACGAAUUGUAAUUAUUUUAAUGGCAUAACAUCUAUCAUGCUCAUUAGCUUUCAAUGCCUACCAUAUGAGCAUGAUGAGAGGAGAAAUUUUGCAUUUGAGAAUUAAGGGAAUUCCAAUUACUUGUGUUUAUAGAUUAUGCAUACCUCAAAAAAAAAUUUUUUUUUCACCUUUUUUUCUUAUAGUUUCUUAUAACCCUACAUCCAACUGUAAUCUAGAGUUUUAUAACCAAUUUUUAUAAAUAUUAAUUUUCUAAUAUUU
Molecule: messenger RNA, 1849 nt
Organism: Glossina fuscipes
Lineage: Eukaryota; Metazoa; Arthropoda; Insecta; Diptera; Glossinidae
Gene: CaBP1
Product: protein disulfide-isomerase A6 homolog
Exons: 2
Coding region: 304-1602 (432 amino acids)
Biological process (GO): response to endoplasmic reticulum stress
Cellular component (GO): endoplasmic reticulum lumen
Molecular function (GO): protein disulfide isomerase activity; protein-disulfide reductase activity
Source: RefSeq, a predicted model, not a curated record